This is a messenger RNA of Zalophus californianus (California sea lion), 5676 nucleotides long. It is a transcript of the gene EFCAB8, whose product is annotated as EF-hand calcium binding domain 8. Gene Ontology annotation, molecular function: calcium ion binding; protein binding. NCBI's taxonomy places the organism in Eukaryota, Metazoa, Chordata, Mammalia, Carnivora, Otariidae. The record is from RefSeq and is a predicted model, not a curated record. Bases 1316 to 5182 code for a protein of 1288 amino acids. The transcript has 27 exons.
CAUGCUUAACUGACUGAGCCACCCAGGGGCCCCUAGGAGAUUUUACUUGUGAACAUCUUCCUUCCCUCUUCUAUUUUUAGUUUUUUGGGUUUUGUUUUGUCUUGUUGCGUCUUUUGGUUUUUUAACCUGAGUUAUUGAUGGUCAUAUUUUCACUUUUUUUAGGUGGGAGUUUUCUGAGCUUUCUUUACCUAAAGAGUGGAAUGCAUCUAAAUAUUUCCCCCUUUUUCUCCUGUUUCUUCCCAGGGAAGGAGAAAUAUAUUUAUUAUGACAGAAUUUUAUCAUAUUUUAGGCUCAUAUCGAAAAAUUGACAAGUGCAGGAACUGCUGUAUGUAGAAAUAGUCACAUUGGCCUGGAAAAUGAAAGCCAAAAAGAGUGGGAAGCAGUCAAAUGUGGAGCCAUUGGCCUUGUUUUCUUUUUUCAGUAAAUCCUUCUAGUAUUAAUACCUAGUUUAAUAAAACUGAUUUUAAAGAGUUGUACCUUUUACGACAUUUCAUUGAACCACUCUACUUUUAAUGUCCUACAGUGUGACAAAAUUUUGUCUCCAUUAUUGAUGAAAUGGGAGCAGACUUUUUGUAUGUUGGUGUUGUCUUUGUGGUAUAGAUCUGGGGAGAAUGUCUUGUUUGGUGGUAAAUUAACAUUUUGGCAAUAUCUAGGUCACGAAAUAGGAUUUAACCUGGGUAUGUUUAAACCUGGGUAUCCACGUCCCUGGUUGAAAUCUUCCCAACAGAUUUAUCUUUGACCAAGUCACCCUGUUGUGUUGUGCCACGGACCAAGAUUGAACAGUGCUGCAUCUAGUCCAGGCCUCUCUGAGGUUAGAUCGAAGGACCCCCAUCCACAAUGCUCUUGUAGCCUUCCUCUUGUCAAAGAAUUAGAGCUCACGCAGAGGACAGUGCGUAGAGAGCUGCUGUGCCUUCCGUGUCCCAGCCGUGGGGGCCAGUUGGCCUUUUGGUUUUGGCGAAUCCUGCUUUAUGAUAAGGCCCCCUCGCAUUUCCCACCGUUUCCGUGAGAGGUGGGCACUGUGCUGUAUAUGUCCUACAGGGCAUGUUGUACUCAUACUUGUCCUGUCUGAGUGUGCUGUAGCUCCUGUUGUUGUUUUAAGUUCAACUUUUAUCAAUAAAGAGAAUGUCUUCACAUCGGAUGAAAGAUGGCUGUGUGGUGUGGUUUGUGGGAUGGAUUCUGAUGUUCCAUUUUGUGUUCUGCACGUGGAACUGUCUCGUUCUCCUGGUUCUAAACGUGGCCAGCUGACCGUGGAAGCCCUCGGAGUUCCGCAGUGACUUCAUAGAGGAGCUCCUUGGGACUCUGGGACAGCGCCAAGAUGUCUCAGUUGAAAUGGAAGUCGAAAACCAGCAUACCUCUGUCAAAUGUAGCCAGCAAGUUUACCUGGGGAGAACACGCUGGUUCAGGGUCAAGACCAGUGUCUUCCGAGGACUUAAGAGAGAGCCCACAGUCUCAAAAGGCAUCCACCCCAGGUGGAGUCCAGAAAAGCGAGGAGGUUCUUAGCUCCCCGGCAUCAUCUAUCACCCUUAGCCAACAUGAGUCUCAACUGUUCACCCCGCUACACAUGGCCAAGAUGGAGAAAAUGUUUGAGGAUGAUAUUGACUCGACCAGAGCCCUGGACAUGAAUGCUUUCAUUAAGGCCAUGAGGAAGAUUCUGAGCAAUAUGUCAGAUGAGAUGCUGGAGGCGCUGUUUCUGAAGGUGGACACAGACUGUACUGGCUCCGUCACCUGGCAGAAGUAUGUGGAUUACAUGAUGCGGGAGUUGCAGAGAAGGGAGAGGAUGAAAACAAGCCAGUACCGCCUGCGCUUCCACCUUCCCAUGAGGAUCGUCCCCCUGAACCAUGGCUGUGAGAUUGUGAAGGUGCAGUUUUUAACCCAGCGGUUCAAGAAGACGGGACAUCUCCUGACUGUCACCAAGGAUGGGAUCUUGCAGAUCUGGUCUGAGGCCUUCUCGCUGCUUAACUCCUUUAGGCUUAACCAGAUCCAGCAGGUCUAUAACCUGCAGAUGUGGGUCAUCGACAUGGUGUGUCUCUAUAACAUGAACCUGAUUGCAGUUGCAUCUACUGACCAGAAGAUAGAGUUCUUUGACAUUAGCAACCGUAACUGUGCCCGGGCCUUCACCUUCAUUGAUCUGGACAGCUGUGUCCUGGCCAUGGACUACUGGUCUGACUAUCACAGAGGUGUGUUCUGCUACGGGGACACCAAAGGCAACGUCAUCGUCUUCACCUCUGACAAUGUGACCCACGGGUUGUUCAACCCCCGAAUCCUUCCCAGGACCUCCAAAUGGGAUCACUGGACCAAAGUUUCUGCACGGAAGCUCCUAAAUGAAAAGUCCCCUUUGUAUAGGAGUUACCAGCUGAAGGCUCUCCAUCCCAACUGGUGCCAACAGGUCAAGUUCAUCCCCCAGCUGAACACGGUGGCCUCCUGUUCGGCCAUUGAGAAGUCCUCUCUGGUGCUGACCAUGUUGCCGUCCAAAGCCCCAGAGAGCCCCAAGUUUUCAGUGCUGAACUUAAGAAAAGGGAUUCUUUGCUUUGAUUACUGCCCAGACAAGAACUUAGUGGUGACCGGUGGCUAUGACCCCCUCAUCCGCCUGUGGAACCCCUUCUUCUCAAAAAAGCCCGUGUGGAUGAUGAAGGGGCAUCAGACUUCCGUGACGCACAUCCUGGUGAACAGCAAGAAUAGCAGCAUCCUCCUCAGCGUCUCCAAGGACAAGAAUAUCCGCGUGUGGGACAUGCAGGACUACAUAUGCCUCCAGUCCUUCUGUGGGAAGCUUUUCGCCCUGGGGAACUGCCCCAUCACCAGCAUCUACUUCCACAAGAAUGAAGACAGUCUCAUCUGUAGCACCUAUUCGAUUGGGAUCCUCAAAGGGUACUUGGAGACCGAGGAGCCAGGAAAAACAGGGGAGAAGACCACGACCUACAGCUCACCCGUGUGCGCCGUCCUCUACAGCAAGAUUUUUAAGCAGGUGGUGAGCGGCUGCCUGAGCAGCUUGGUGAGUGUGUGGGAGGUGGCGACGGGCAGGCGGACGAUGGAGUUCUCUGUGACCGGCGACCAGCAGAUGGAGCUGACCUCCAUGUGCCUGGAUGAAUCGGAGCGCUGCCUGCUCACUGGUUUGCGGGACGGCACUAUAAAGAUGUGGAACUACGCCAUUGGUGAAUGCCUACUGGUCUUCCCCAACACGGACCACCUGGAGAUUAGUGGGAUUGUCCAUAUGAACAAAGCGUUCUACGUGACCGGGUGGAGUAAGAGAAUCACUUGUUUCAUGCUCCACAAGGCCAAGCCGGUGCUCAUGUGCUACCACUGGCACACCUUCCACAAGGAGGACGUUCUGAGCAUGGCCAAGUACCAGAACCAGUUCCUCGGGACCUCUUCCUACAAUGGGGACAUCCUCUUCUGGAACGUCAACCUGUUCAAGCCCAUCCUCAAUUUCAACGCCUCUGUGAGCCCCUUGCCUUUGCUGCCCAAGAAGGUCCAAGAAGUGGACAACUUCCUGGCCAAGAGCCUAUGGUCGGGCAAGUCCUGCAUGGAGCACCAGGAGUGGGCUCACAGACCACCAGGGCAGCCCCCGGGCCCCAGAGCCAGGACUGUGGCCAACGCCAAUCUGCAACGGAACCUGAUGUCGGCCCCCCCGGUGAUGAAGCACCCCAGAGACAAGCAGCCAGAGAGGCCUGCGCCCCCACAGAAACCUGUCCACUCUGGAAGCCCCAAGCUGUUAAGAACGGCCUAUGGUGCUCAAAGAGGGGAAUUCCAGAAGAAGAUACUGCUGCAAUCCAACGCGUCGGUGGAGAAGAUCAUCUUCCUGCAGACCAGGCCUCGCCAGCCACGUGUAGCCGUCCUGCUGAGCAGCUGCAUCGACGGCCACAUCUAUGCCUGGUCCAUCCACGGGGGUGGAGGCCUGCUGGGGAAGUUCCCUGUUGACUUCCUAAGCCGGGGGGAUGUGGUCGUGGGUGCCAUGGCCACGGAUGAAAAAGACUUGAUCCUUGUCACAGGGGAUUGUAAAGGAUACAUCAAGAUCUGGGACAUCAAGGAUUACUGCACAUUCACUGACAGGUGGUCAUCUCAACCCAGUGGAACAAACAAGUUCCAGUUCUUAAUUCCUGAACGGGUCCAGAUCAACCUCCCACACUACAUCCCCUUGGAGGAGAAGGAGGUCGUGGCUGGCCAGACCAUUUCCCUGGUUCCCCCCAAGCUUCUGAAUUCCUGGAAGGGCCAUUUGGAUAGUGUGGCAGACAUCCUGUAUGUGGAUAGCUUCCAGCUGGUUGUCAGUGCUGGCCAGGACUGUGACGUCAAGGCUUGGAAACUCUCCGGUGACACCAUUGGUAUGGGUCCUGCUGAAGGGACAUUUGGCCUGAGUGUUUGGAAAAGGUUGCAGGAUAUUCAGAUUGUUGGUGAUCUUAAAGUGGGAAAAAGCUCAGAGGAGGAGGCUGACUCUACAGAUGCUGCCCAGAAGGCCUUCCGUCCAGAGCUGCGGGAGCAGCGGGCUCUGGCCGAGGCCCUGGUGUACCAGCGGCGGGAGCAGGUGGCGCUCAUGGCUCUCCUGAAUGGGAAGGCAGACGUGGAGGCUGAGGCGUGGGCUAAGCUGCAGAAGAUCACCCAGACGUCCCCAUGGGCUGGGGAGCGCUCCCCGGAAGACAUUGAGUGUAGCUGGUGCAAGUGGGAGUCCAAGGGCAAGCAGAUGAGCGAAGUUGUGGGAGCAGCGUACAAGCCCAAGGACCGGUCGCGGAGUUCCCGACUCCUGUCCACCCACGUGCAGUAUGACUGGAUGAAGUACCAGAUUUCACCUCAGAUCUACCAAAGCCUACACUUCAACAGACUGUCACCCACCCACACACCUGACCUCGUGCUGCACAACGUUCUAGAGCAGCAGGGCCCGCACAGCCACCUGGCAGCCCACCACAGCCACAAGGACCCAGAUCCUGAUAGGGACACCAGCUCGUCAGCCACCUCCCUCCCCGUCAGCGACACCCUCACCCUGACAGCCUCAGACUCCGGGUUCCUGGAGUCUGCCUUGUCCAGCUCCCCAUACCUCCGGGCCUCCCCCUCGGUCCUGUCCCAGGCACCCAAGUACAUCAUGCAGAGGUGGGCGACCCCCAUGCCUGCUGCCUCAUCCGUUGAACUGCUCUCAAGACCUCUGAAGGCCACCCUUCGGUCCUCCACGAAGAAGAGCUACCGCAUCCGGUUCUAAGGUGGCCCACCCUCUCUCCAGUCCUCCAGCGCAAGGCCCAGGCCCACGGGCCUCCUGUCUGUCCCUGGCUUAUUACCCCUGCUAGGCCCAGAAGAUAGAGACCUUCUAUUGACCUCCUUCUUCCCCAGAGGCCUGGAGAAGAAAAUAAAUAUUUGCACAUAUCGGAGUCCCAUAGGCCAGGAGGUUGGGUUGUGUGCCCCUUGCCACCUUAGACACCAGGCUGUGUCUGACAUUGGGCCGUGUUCCCCCCCACCAGGCCCUGGCUGGAUGCAGGGGAGAGUCCCCUCCCCCAGGACACCUGGUGCAGCCGUCCGGCAGGUGAAGCAUAGGGCUGGGACCUCGAAGGCUCCAUGGUGAUGUGGCUGGUGGGUCAUGCCGCUGGGGUGAGCUGUUUGCUUCUGAAACUUGGUUCAGCCUCAUGGCUAGACUGAGGCCCAGCAGCCAUCUGGAGGUGGUGGUGGUGGCUGUGUGUCUCCUGCCCUGCUGUGUGUCUG